Molecule: messenger RNA, 1470 nt
Organism: Neurospora tetrasperma FGSC 2508
Lineage: Eukaryota; Fungi; Ascomycota; Sordariomycetes; Sordariales; Sordariaceae
Exons: 1
Coding region: 1-1470 (489 amino acids)
Source: RefSeq, a predicted model, not a curated record
AUGGCCCGCUUUGCUCUUACAGCCCUCGCUUUCCUCCUCUUGGAGGUACUGGCAGUCAAUGCCGGUGACGAUAACAACGACAACAGCCCCUACUACGGUGGUGACGACAACUACCCCGUCUACGGAGGUGACGACGGUGACUGUGACAAUAACCCCUACAACUUCACCUUUCUCGCCGACUCCGGUGUCUUUGGUCCUCCUCUCGAGGUCGUCCACGCCUACUUUGGUGAGUGGCCCAACGGCGUGAGCGUGUCGAGCACCGGCCGUAUCUUCUCCAACUUCCCCGCCAUCGUGCUGGGCAACGUCAACAACGGCACGCCCGGGGUCUUUGCAGUUGCCGAACUCACCUCUCCCUCCACCGAAGAGGCCUAUCCCUCUGAGGACAUCAACACCCCUCCCUGCCCCGGCGGUGCCGUGAAUCUGACGGACCCCGAAAAUCCCGUCGGAUGCGGAAGUCCGGACCACUUCAUUUCCGUGCAGAGCGUCCAGGUGGAUACUGAAGACCGGCUAUGGAUUCUUGACACGGGAAGGCCGAUCUACACCUUGCCCGACGGCUCUGUGAUUCUCGUAAACUCCAGCUACGGCGGGCCCAAGCUCGUCGGCGUCGAUCUUUCCACCGACCUUGUGUUCCAAACCAUCCUCUUCCCUGAAGACGUCGUCUUUCCUGAUACGUCCUACAUCGACGAUUUCCGCAUUGACCUGAACGCCAGCCUGUCCAACACCACCGGCGAGGGCGUCGCUUACAUCACGGACACUUCCUUGUGGGGGGAUAACGCCAUCAUCGUCGUCGACCUCGGCACCGGCGACUCCUGGCGGCGAUUGGAAGGAGACCCGUCCGUCGUGGCCGAACCCAACUUCCUCCCUUUUAUCUGGGGUCAACCUCUCUACUUCACUGAGGACCCCGCCAACCCGCCGGAUGGCAACCUGACGACCACGACGCCCGCUUACCUCCCUGCGGGCGUGAACGGUCUCACUCUCUCUGCCGAUGGCGAAACGCUCUUCUACGCCGACCUCGCGGGCAGGGACCUCUACUCGGUGCCUACCGCCCUGCUGCGCGAGCGCGACGAUGCCGUCGAAGCGGAACUAGCUGCUGCGGUAGUGAACUAUGGCAAUACGGGAUUCAGCGACGGGAUGGAGACCGAUCCCGAGACCGGAUUCAUCUACAAGGGAAGUAUCGAAGCAAAUGCCGUGGUGGCGUUUGAUGCUGAUACGGGCAUGACGCAGACGGUGGUGCGGGACCCGCGGCUGGGGUGGGUGGAUUCGCUCAGUGUGGCGGAGCUGGAAGAUGAGGAGACGGGAGAGACGCAGAGCUGGUUGUAUAUCUCGAGUGAUCAGUUUGAUCGGUCUUGGUGGUUCUGGGCGCCCGGAGCGCACUCGGGGGAUAUCCAGGAGAGGCCGUUUGGGUUGUUUAGGGUGCCGUUGCCGUUGCCUGACCCUGAUUGCGAAUUUGCGGGUGCCUCUAACUACUAA